Molecule: messenger RNA, 2142 nt
Organism: Jaculus jaculus (lesser Egyptian jerboa)
Lineage: Eukaryota; Metazoa; Chordata; Mammalia; Rodentia; Dipodidae
Gene: Srpx2
Product: sushi repeat containing protein X-linked 2
Exons: 11
Coding region: 398-1804 (468 amino acids)
Source: RefSeq, a predicted model, not a curated record
UUCUGAUUCAUUCUCUCCCAAUUCUCUAAAACCUUUCUCUCAUGGAGGAACGACUAUAGCUUGCGGGGAUAAUAUAGCUUUAAGGCAAAUAUUGGCAGAUGCAAAAAUCCUAACAUCUGGACAGUGUUAACAGAAUCCCGGAGGGAGGCCCGGACAAACCAGAAGCCACUCGUUCUAGGAAUGUUAAAGUAGAAGUGUUUUUUUCCCCCCGACUGAUGAGAGGAGCAGAGAGGAAGGAGAAAGAGAAGGAGAAAGAAACAAAAAUAAAAAAAUAAGAUUCCAUAUUUCUGUUUCUUCUCAUUUUUGGAAAUUCAUAGUUGACAGACAUUUGAAACUCAUUUCCCUUCACCCUGAUACUUCUAGCAACACAAACUUAUUCUUGUCUCCUGAAACUUGCAUGUCAAGGAUGACUGUUCAACUAACUCAAAGAAGUGUGCUUUCUCUGCUGCUUUUCCUAACUCCAGCAGUGAUACCAACAUGGUAUGCAGGCUCAGGCUACUAUCCAGAUGAAAGCCACAAUGAAGUAUAUACAGAAGAGGUUCCAUGGACGCGCACCCUAGACUAUCGAGUCCCUCGAUGGUGUUAUACAUUAAAUAUCCAGGAUGGAGAAGCCACAUGCUAUUCACCAAGGGGAAGAAAUUAUCAUAGCAGUCUAGGCACACGUUGUGAGCUUUCCUGUGACCGAGGAUUUCGAUUGAUUGGGCAGAGGUCGGUGCAAUGCUUACCAAGCCGGCGAUGGUCUGGAACUGCCUACUGCAGACAGAUGAGGUGCCAUGUGCUGCCAUUCAUCACUAGUGGCACCUACACCUGCACAAAUGGAGUGCUUCUUGACUCCCGCUGUGAUUACAGCUGUUCCAGUGGCUACCACCUAGAAGGUGACCGUAGCCGAAUCUGCAUGGAAGAUGGGCGAUGGAGUGGAGGCGAGCCUGUAUGUGUAGACAUAGAUCCCCCCAAGAUCCGUUGUCCACACUCACGUGAGAAGAUGGCAGAGCCAGAGAAACUGACUGCUCGAGUAUACUGGGACCCACCCUUGGUGAAAGAUUCUGCUGAUGGUACCAUCACUAGGGUGACACUUCGGGGACCAGAGCCUGGCUCUCAUUUUCCUGAAGGAGAGCAUGUGAUUCGUUAUACUGCCUAUGACCAAGCCUACAACCGGGCCAGCUGCAAGUUCAUUGUAAAAGUACAAGUGAGACGCUGCCCAGUUCUGAAACCACCACAGCAUGGUUACAUCACCUGCACCUCAGCUGGGGACAACUAUGGUGCCACUUGUGAAUAUCACUGUGAUGGUGGUUAUGAGCGACAAGGCACAUCAUCCCGGGUCUGCCAGUCUAGUCGUCAGUGGUCAGGAUCACCACCUAUCUGUACUCCUAUGAAGAUUAAUGUCAAUGUCAACUCAGCUGCUGGUCUCCUAGAUCAGUUCUAUGAGAAACAGCGACUCCUCAUCAUCUCAGCUCCUGAUCCCUCCAACCGAUAUUAUAAAAUGCAGAUCUCUAUGCUGCAGCAAUCUACCUGUGGACUGGACCUGCGGCAUGUGACCAUCAUUGAACUGGUGGGACAGCCACCUCAGGAGGUGGGGCGCAUCCGGGAACAACAGCUGUCACCCAGUAUCAUCGAGGAACUCAGGCAAUUUCAGCACCUCACUCGCUCCUAUUUCAACAUGGUGUUGAUUGACAAGCAAGGUAUUGACCGGGAACGCUACAUGGAACCUGUCACUCCUGAGGAAAUCUUCACAUUCAUUGAUGACUACCUGUUGAGCAACCAAGAGCUGACACGGCGCCAGGAGCAAAGGGAUGUGUGCGAAUGAACUUGAGACAGGGAGUGUUUGAGGUCAAGGAAAAAGCUGCCCUAGUUAGCCAAACUUAGGCCUAAUGAAAAGAGGAAAUGGUUUUCCAUGGUGCUCGGGACAAAACUCUGCGGUGGGCGAGGUUUGCCAAACUUGUGAUAUUUCUAGGCACCAUUUUAAGGCUAAUAGUUUCCCCAAGGAUGUGUCUACUUCAGGUAGCACUGGAGGAGCAAGAGAACCCAGGUAUGGGCUGAGACAGGUCCUGGGCAGUAGGUUGUGGUUAGAAGGUCUUCUUUUCCCAACUGGGGCCUCUCCCUAGCUCUGAAGUCUUUCAGAUAAGUAAAUCCUAAAUCCACUCA